This is a messenger RNA of Diaporthe citri, 1437 nucleotides long. RefSeq lists its product as uncharacterized. Lineage: Eukaryota; Fungi; Ascomycota; Sordariomycetes; Diaporthales; Diaporthaceae. The transcript has a single exon. The coding region runs from base 1 to 1437 and encodes 478 amino acids. Gene Ontology annotation, molecular function: aspartic-type endopeptidase activity. The record is from RefSeq and is a predicted model, not a curated record. Gene Ontology annotation, biological process: proteolysis.
AUGAAGUGCACGACAAUACUGGCCCUCUCGGCCUCAAUAAUAUCAUCAGUGGAGGGUAUCAGCUUGCGGAAAAGAACAGACGGAGCGACACCAAGGGUAUUGGGUCUGCCCACACAAAGGAAGACAGUAGCAAAUCCACAUAAGCGAGACCAAUUACGGAGACGAGCGUCAGUAACGGCCAACCUCGACAAUGAGGAAACAUUAUAUUUCAUCAAUGCCACCCUGGGGACCCCGGCACAGUCCCUCCGACUUCAUCUCGACACCGGCAGCAGUGAUCUGUGGGUAAACACGCCGAGCUCAGCACUAUGUACGCAAACAUCAACACCAUGUGCGUUUGCGGGCACAUAUGACGCCAAUUCAUCGUCGACAUACGAGUACGUUGGCUCGUGGUUCAACAUAUCUUACGUCGAUGGCUCUGGGGCAAGUGGUGACUACGUGACGGACACGAUGUCAAUAGGCGGGACGACACUGAGCGACUUCCAAUUCGGCAUCGGCUACACCAGCAGCAGUGCCCAGGGCAUCUUGGGGGUGGGAUAUACGGCAAACGAGGUGCAGGUCGGUAGGGCGGGGAUGUCGCCCUACGACAACCUCCCGGCGAAGAUGAAGUCCGACGGCAAGAUCGCGUCCAACGCCUACAGCCUGUGGCUGAACGACCUCGAUGCCAACACCGGCCAGAUCCUGUUUGGCGGCGUGGACACGGACCAGUUCACGGGGGAGCUGCAGACGCUGCCGAUCCAGGCCGAGGGUAGCGUCUACGCCGAGUUCUUGAUCACCAUGACGGGCGUGUCCUUCAAUGGGGAGACGAUUGCGCAGGACCAGGCGUUGGCGGUGCUCCUGGACAGCGGCAGCAGCCUGACAUAUCUGCCCAACGACAUGGUGGAGACCAUCUACGACAAGGUAUCGGCGCAGUACGACAGCAACGAGGGCGCGGCCUACAUCGCGUGCAGCAUGGCCAACAGCAACUCCACGCUCGACUUCACCUUCAGCUCCCCCGUCAUCUCGGUCGAGAUGAACGAGCUGGUGCUGGACCUGGUCACGGCCUCGGGCAAGCGGCCGCGCUUCUCGGACGGCACCGAGGCGUGCCUUUUCGGCGUCGCCCCGGCCGGUUCCAGCAGCAUGGUCCUGGGCGACACGUUCCUGCGCAGCGCCUACGUCGUCUACGACCUCGAGAACAACGAGAUCUCCAUCGCGCAGACGAACUUCAACGCCACCACCAGCAACGUGCUCGAGAUCGGCACCGGCGCUGACGCCGUGCCCAGCGCCACCGACGUUACCAAUGCUGUGGCCGCCACGGGCCUCUCGGACUCGACGACCAUUGCCGGAGGAUUCGGACUCGAGAACGCCGCACCGCGCCGGAUGGACGACGGUGCUGCCCUCGCCGCGGUCGUCGGCGCCGCCAUGGCGAUUGCAUUCGGGACUGGUGCGGCUAUUUUCUAA